This is a messenger RNA of Pieris napi, 2012 nucleotides long. Its product is annotated as WD repeat-containing protein 89-like. NCBI's taxonomy places the organism in Eukaryota, Metazoa, Arthropoda, Insecta, Lepidoptera, Pieridae. Gene Ontology annotation, molecular function: protein binding. The transcript has 7 exons. The record is from RefSeq and is a predicted model, not a curated record. Bases 147 to 1286 code for a protein of 379 amino acids.
CAAUGACACAUGUUCGAGCGAUCAUCACAAUUGCCAUGCUUGUUUGUUAUUAUUUUUUUGGAAAAUUCUAAAACGUGUUGAGCAACGGACGUUAAUUUUUCCGUAGAUAAAGAAAAUUUUGAAAGGCUUUAGUAGACAGUAUCAAAAUGACCGAUAUAAUCGAAAAUUUGGAACUUGAUCGAGAUAUCAUUCCUUCCGAAGAAAUAGAGGAGCAGUUCAGCAAAAAAUACCAUUUACUGACAGAAACAGCAGUAACACUUAAAACAACAUAUGUUGAUACAAUGAGUGUCAGUAGAGCAUUAAAAAUUGGAGUAAGUCUCCAAGAUAACACAUUAGAGGUGUAUGAAUUAAAUAGUUCAUCAUUACAACAUGUAAGUCGUUUACAAGGCCAUGACAAAAAAAUUACAGAGAUUAGUUUUCAUCCAAAGCAGGAAAGUCUUUUAUUUUCUACUGGUCUAGAUGGUUACAUUAGGUUAUGGGAUUUACGAAUGAAUGGAGAAUGUGUUCAGGAGUUUAAAGAAGAUGCUGACUCUCCAAUCAGGCCCUAUGAGUGUAUGGAUGUAUCGGACAAAGGAAAUGUGUUUUGUACAGGCAGCCAACUUGUAAAAGAUGAGUGUUAUAUUGUUUUUUGGGAUCCUCGUACAACAAAGCCCUUGGGAGCUUACUGGGAAAGUCAUACUGAAGACAUCAUUCAGGUGAAAUUUAAACCAAAUACUAACACAGUUUUGACAUCUGGUGCUACUGAUGGUCUUAUUAAUAUAUUUAACCUGUUGGAACAUGAAGAAGACAGUGCCCUGCUAUACUCACUGAAUGUUGGCAACUCUGUGGAGAAACUUACUUGGCUCAAUGACGACCAACUGGGCUGCGUUACACAGUCCGAUGACCUUCAGAUAUGGAACACAGCCACUGGUGACAUGAUCAAAGAAUAUAGUAGAGAUAAAGUUGCUAGGAGUAUUAAGAGGAGCAGAGAUGAUGAUUGUUAUGUGGUAAACAUGUUUCCUGGUCCCGACAAUAAUAACUGGCUGCUGGCAGGCUCUCAUGGUGGAAAUGGAAACACUCUGAGGUCACUUAGUAUAGCUGACAAACGAUUAUUGCCUAGCACAGACUUUGUCAACAACAAACAAAUUGUUAGAUGCUGCCACUUUGAUACACAUAAUAACCUCUUAAUAACAGCAGGUGAGUCAGGUCUAAUCAGCGUAUGGAGUGAAGAGCAAUCACGCGAACGUGACGUCACGCAUGUGCACAAAAACGAUAAGUUGCAUGCACAUAGACAUAGACCAUACUAGAUAGAUUAUUGCCAGAAAUGUGAUUAGCCUUAAUUGAUAUUAGAUUAAUGACGUAGUACUUUUCUCAAACAACUAAAUAUUGCUACUAGGACUUUUAUUCUGUUAGUCAAGGUUUAAGAUCUACAUUCUACACAAUAAAAACACUAUUACGACAGGUACCAUAUUAAUAUAGACCUUAUAAAACGUAGUGAAUAUGACUGAGAACAUAAAAUGUCAACAACGAAACGAUAGUUCUGUUUGUGCAAGCGAUAGACUCACGAUUUUUUAAAAUAAAAUCAUGAGUUAUGAAUGAAAAUCAAUGUUACGAAUUACUAUUAUUUAUUAUAAAUAAUUAUUGCUUGUAUUAUAAAUAAUUAUCGAUUGUUGCUUUCACAGUUUGUUAAAACCGUUUCGCGUCAGAACUUAAAAUUCCAAAUAUAAAAUAUUUCUCUCCAUAAUUUUAAUCGUAUAGCAUAGAAAAACUUGUUGAGUUUUUUUAUGUGGCUCAUCUGAUAUUAAAUGAUACCGUCGCCCAUGGACACUCCUAUUGCCAGAUGGCUCGCAAAUGCGUUGCCAGCCUUUUAGUAAUGGUAUGGCACGGGAUAAUUUUCAAAGUCAUAAUUAUACUAAUAAGGGGGCAUAAGUCUUGUGUGCUUAUUUUUACGUUGUAUGAACUCCCUACAAAAGAGUAACGGCCAAUAUGGAAAUGAUUAUUUCGUAACUUUAUAAAUAAAACAUUUAUUAUUU